This is a messenger RNA of Sphaeramia orbicularis (orbiculate cardinalfish), 9378 nucleotides long. It is a transcript of the gene plxnb2b, whose product is annotated as plexin b2b. Gene Ontology annotation, biological process: regulation of GTPase activity; semaphorin-plexin signaling pathway; negative regulation of cell adhesion. The transcript is spliced from 38 exons. Bases 888 to 6452 code for a protein of 1854 amino acids. The record is from RefSeq and is a predicted model, not a curated record. Gene Ontology annotation, molecular function: semaphorin receptor activity; protein binding. NCBI's taxonomy places the organism in Eukaryota, Metazoa, Chordata, Actinopteri, Kurtiformes, Apogonidae. Gene Ontology annotation, cellular component: semaphorin receptor complex; plasma membrane.
GCUCGCGUCUGUCCUCCUUCAGUGCGCGCGUCUCUUUCUCUCCCUCCCUCCCCUUUCCUCUCCUUUUCCUCCCCACAACCUCCCGUUUCCAACGCGAUGACAGUCAAGGCGAACGCGUGAGCGGAUCCCACAGGUGUGUUGCUGCCAACUGCGCCGCGGCUCCAGGAGACGCACACGCACUUACGCACACACACAAAUACGCACACCUGGAAUUACCAUGUGACUCGGCACCUGGGCGUGGAGAAAGUCCCCGAUAAGCAGAGACUCUUUUGUUAAGGAGUUGCCCGUGUCGCCUUUCAGCAGGAAUUGACAAUUCAGUCAACCAAGUAGCCCGUUUUUCCACGGAAUAGUGCCUUUCUGAAACCCUCACUUGACGCGUGAGGUGAGUAAAAUGUGAACUUAUAUACGGACUUCAUUCUUUUUCGUAAUUUCAUCAGAGGAGUUCUUCAGUAUCGGGACUGUACGCGUUUGUUCAACUCCUCGCUCUUUUCCUCCAAGAGCCCAGGCCCUUAAUGAAGCUGGGGGUCAGCGGCAGUGUGUGGCUAAUUGGCCAAGUUUGCCCGGGGCUUCGGCUGCCUGUGAUUGAAGUGUCCAGUGAGGGUCGACUGUGCAGCAGCCGCUGCACCCUGCUCUGUUCCACUUCAACAGCCAAGACGCUCACUGCACCUCUGUUUGCCUCUCCCUAAAUGCAGUCCUCCAGUUUUCCAUCGCCCCCUGUGAAUAUCCAAGCUGUCGAGGCCGACUGGGCUGAACGUUUCCUUGCCAGGGCACAGUUGGAACAGAUCCGGCCUCCGGGCCACAUAUACUACUCUCCUCCAGCCCCUGCAAACAAGGCCUGCCCUACGCAGCUGUCAUCUAAAUGCUAAAGCACUUCGGAUCACCACAAAAUGGCCAGCUGGGUUUCCCUUCUCCUCCUCUUCUUCUGCCAGACGGUCUCAAAAGCCCAGGACAGCAGCAGCAUCCACAUCCAGGAGUUCACCUCAGAGACUCCAAUAAACAAUGUGGUCCAGGACCCUCAAACAGGUCGCAUCUAUCUGGGAGCAGUCAACACCAUUUUUCAGCUCGGGCCUUCACUCAAUCUGGAGGCUCGAGCUGAGACGGGUCCAAAAGAGGACGCUCAGACCUGUACACCUCCCGCUUCAGCCUGCCAAGACACAAAGCUUAUGCCCAACCUCAACAAGCUUUUGCUAGUCCAUCCGUCCAACGGGUCACUCAUAGUGUGUGGCAGCCGCUACAGAGGCAUCUGCUCCCUCCUUAACCUGACCAAUGUGGAGCAGCAGUUGUAUUACAGUGACACUAAAGGAGAAAGAACUUAUGUGGCUAGCAUAGAGGAGAGUGUAAAUGUGGUGGGUGUCAUGUCCACCUAUUCGAAAGAUGGACAUACCUUCAAUGUGUUUGUUGUUGGAAAGGGCUACGGGACCCUGGAUAGUGCAAAACUCAUCAGUACACGCAUCCUUCAGGAUUUCCGUGAAUGGGUCGUAUUCGAGAGCAUCAUCGAGGCGUCCACGGUACAAACUACACCCUUUGUCCCCAAGUACCUGCACGAUUUUCGUCACGCCUUCAAAGAGGACAGUUUUAUUUAUUUCCUUUUUUCGCGGACUCUUGAUGGUACGGAUAACAAAAACCUAACAUUUAUAUCUCGCCUGUGUGAAGACGAUCACCAUUACUAUUCCCACACCGAGCUCCAGUUAACAUGUGGUACAGAUGAUCAGUAUAACAAAGUUCAGGCUGCGUAUGUGGCUUCUCCCGGAAAAGAGCUAGCGCGGUAUAUGACUGAAUCAGGGUCAUAUGGGAAGGUUGACCCCUGGAGUAAAGUUCUGUUCACGGUAGCCAGCCCAGACGAUGAUGUCACUGAUGGUGCUCUCUGCAUGUACCCACUCAACUCCAUCAACGAGCACCUGGUGAAUAUUAUCAGCGCCUGCUAUAUCGACUCGGGGAAAAUUAAUGGAAUUCCUGCCGUGGAUAUUCCCUACUUAUCUAAAAAAGAGGAAUUCUGCACAUCAAAAGCUGCUAAGGAUACUUUGGAGCUGUUUAAAUGCGGGGCAGAUUUUUUGCCUUCCCCUCUGGCUAGUAAGCCCAAAUAUGCCUUGAAGGCAGAAGCUGUGGUCUCCAAAUUGGGCCUUCUGACCGCUGUGGCUGUUGCAGUGGAGAAUGAUCACACAAUCGCUUUCCUCGGGAACAGUGAGGGAGAGGUUUUCAAGGUACACCUGACUGCAGAACCAUAUAUGUACAGCAAGACUCCUGGCGACACCAUGGGAGAAAGAGUCAAUAAGAACCUUUUCUUUGACUUGAGCCAGAGUGACCUCUACAUUACCACAGAGAAAAAGAUCACCAAGGUGCCAGUGCAGACGUGCCUCGAAAAGAAAGACUGCCAAUCAUGCGUGGAACUGAAGGACCCUUACUGCGGCUGGUGUGUCCUGGAGGGCAGGUGUACCAGGAGGUCUGAGUGCCGACGGGCAGAGGAGAAGAAUGGCUGGCUUUGGAGCCCCAGGCAGCAGUGUCUCAAGAUUGUCUCCUUCUAUCCCCCAAACCUUUCCUGUAAAAAGACUCAGAAGGUAAAAAUCAACAUCCCCUCCCUUCCUGCCAUCGGGCAUUCCGACCGUCUGCACUGCACCAUCGACUCUUUCAGGAGUGACGGUUCAAUAUCUGACUCUGGUCAGGUCUCCUGCGAUCUUCCUCCCCCUUCCCUUAUACAACAUACACGAGAGGACCAAGACUUUGUGGCCGUGGCCAUCAAGAUUUUCGUCAAUGACACUGUGGAGCUCGCCAUGCGAGAUUUCAAGUUCUACAACUGUGCUGCCACUGUGAAGAAAGCUGAAAACACACCGUGCAUGUCAUGUGUGGCCAGUCCGUGGAGUUGCCAGUGGAACACAGUUGACCACACCUGCAGUGACAUGGACGACACUGCGGCCGGUCCGACUAUCAUCAAGCAUCGUCAGGGAGUAAAGUGUCCUCAGUUUGAGAAUCCCGAUCCUGUGCUCAUCCCUGUGGGCUACAAGACACGCAUUAGCUUUGAGGGCAUCAAUUUGGAUCGCCACCAGAGUUCCGGUUUCACCAUCGGCACCGAGUUAAUGAAAAAUGUGGAGGAGGAAGUUGCUUUUGAGGAUGGGCCAUUCUACACCUUCAGUGGCUUUAAUUUUUCCUACGAUAAGUCACCAGAGACCAAUGUUCUUUUCUACGUGAAGGACAAGGAGUCAGGCAAGAAGAUGGACAGCACACUGAACGUCACCCUGUAUAACUGCUCCGUGGGACGUCAGGACUGUAGCCUUUGUAAGAACGCAGACUCCAAGUACAGGUGUGUGUGGUGUGCUAAGCAGAGGGCGUGUGUGUACGAGAAGCUGUGCGUUCCUGACCAACAAAGCUCCGUAGAUCCUCACAACACAGAGUGCCCUGACCCUGAAAUCACAGAUAUCAUCCCUCUUUUUGGCCCACUGCAAGGAGGCAUCUCCAUCACCAUCCGUGGCUCCAACCUAGGAAUCCAUAAAGAUGACAUUGUAAGCAUCACUGUGGUUGGGGAGCCCUGCAUUCAUCAGAAGGAGAAAUAUUCUGUCUCAACAAGUGUGGUGUGCGAGAUUGGCCCUUAUGAUCCACAAAGAACGCAUUGGGGUGCAGUGGAAGUGAAGGUGAAAGGAGAAAAGAGAGGAACAUCCUCCUUGCAUUUCACCUACAGGGACCCAAUUCUUGAAGCAGUGAAGCCUGCUAGGGGUCCUAAAGCUGGGGGCACCCUCAUUACUAUUUCUGGGAAAUUUCUGGACACUGGCAGUAAGGAUGAUGUCCAGGUUACCGUUGGAGGGGUGGACUGUUUUGUGGAGCAGUUCGGAGAGGAGAUCACCUGCAGAACUGGUGAAUACCGAGCGGAUAAGGUCCCCUCUGACCCUCUUACCAUCACAAUGAAGUAUGGAAAGAGUACCACAAAAACCAUCCCAAGUGCCUUCCAGUUUUUGGAAAACCCCACUGUGCUAGACCAUAACCCCAAAGGAAGCUUUGCCUGUGGAGGGAGAAACAUUGUGGUAACUGGCUCUGGCUUUGACCUGAUCCAGACAGCACUCAUCAAGGUACAGGGAGACAACUCAUUAGCUAUAGAGCAUGCCCACAAGAAGAAUGACUCCAUCAUCCAGUUCUGGUCUCCUACAGUGAACCAUUCCCAGAGCCAGCACCUUAAAACAUUCAUCCAGUUGGACAACUGGGUGAAGGAACUGAAGCCUUUCGACUACCACCCCGACCCCACCUUUAACGACCUGCCCAAGAAGGUCAUCACCGAGGCGAGCAUCAUCAUCGUCACUGGUCGAGGUUUCUCCAAGGCAAUGACAGCGAAAGAGGCACAAGCAUUUGUGGGCGAUGUUCCAUGUUUGGUCAACACGCUUCAAGACGACAAGCUGUUCCUGGACCCACCUUCCACCCCACCACGGGCUCGUUCUAGGCGGCACCGUCGAGACACCAGACCAGAGCUGCUGGACUUAUUGAUCAAGUUUGGAAACGGGGAGUGGGUGGUCGGCUCAGUGCAGUACGAGAAGAAGAAUGAUUUGUCUCUCUACAUCAUCAUCCCCGCUGUCAUUGUGCCAAUGCUGCUCAUCAUUGCCAUCUCCGUCUACUGCUACAGGAGGAAAAGUCAACAGGCAGAGAGGGAGUAUGAAAAGGUGAAGCACCAGCUGGAGAAUCUGGAGGAGAGUGUUCGAGAUCGCUGCAAAAAGGAAUUUACAGACUUGAUGAUUGAGAUGGAGGACCACACCAACGACCUGAGCGAGGGGCGAAUUCCCUUCCUGGACUACAAGAACUACACAGAUCGUGUCUUCUUCCUGCCCUCUAAGGAUGGUGCCAAUGAUGUGAUGAUCACAGGCAAGCUAGACAUCCCAGAGGCUCGGCGGGCCACGGUGACCCAGGCGCUCAACCAGUUCUCCAACCUGCUGAACUCCAAGACUUUCCUCAUUAAUUUUAUUCGUACCUUGGAGCGCAGUCAUGAUUUCAACGCCAGGGCGAAGGUGUACUUUGCUUCCCUGCUGACAGUGGCUCUACAUGGAAAACUGGAAUACUACACAGAUAUCAUGAGGACGCUGCUGCUGGAACUGAUGGAGGAAUACGUCAAUAGCAAGAAUCCCAAACUGAUGCUGCGCAGGUCAGAGACAGUUGUGGAGAGGAUGUUGUGUAACUGGAUGUCUAUCUGCCUUUAUCAGUUUUUGAAGGACUCUGCGGGCGAGCCCUUGUACAAACUGUUCCGAGCCAUCAAGCACCAGAUCGAGAAGGGCCCUGUGGACGCGAGAGUGAAGAAAGCCAAGUACACCCUCAACGACACAGGCCUGUUGGGCGACGACGUGGAGUACUCUGUCUUGACAUUGCAAGUGCUGGUGCAUGGCGAGGGUCCAGAUGUGACGCCUGUCAAGGUGCUGAACUGUGACACGAUUUCGCAGGUGAAGGAGAAGAUCAUAGAGCAGGUGUAUAGAAACCUGCCGUACUCCCUGAGGCCCAAGGUCGACAGUGUCACGCUGGAGUGGCGCCCAGGUUCUACAGGGCAGAUUUUGUCCGAUCUGGACUUGACCUCCCAGAAAGAGGGCAGAUGGAAACGCAUCAACACUCUGGCACAUUACAAUGUGCGAGAUAAUGCCACAUUAGUCUUAUCCAGAGUGCUUCACACUCAGCAGAACUAUGACCAGAACCAGGAAAACCAUGAAGAACGAAAUGCACUGUUGGAAGAUGACAAAGUGUUUCACUUGGUGAGGCCGGCAGAAGAACUGGAUGAGAUCAAGUCUAAACGAGGCAGCAUAAAGGACAAGUCAAUGACCAAAGCCAUUACAGAGAUCUAUCUCACUCGACUGCUCUCAGUCAAGGGAACACUGCAGCAGUUUGUGGAUGACUUCUUCCGCAGCGUACUGUGCUCUGGGGCAGUUGUGCCACCAGCUGUCAAAUAUUUCUUUGACUUCCUGGAUGAACAGGCACUGAAACACAACAAUGUGGAUGAGGAGACCAUCCAUAUCUGGAAGACUAAUAGCCUGCCUCUGCGGUUCUGGGUGAACAUCCUCAAGAACCCCCACUUCAUCUUUGAUGUCCAUGUGUCUGAAGUGGUGGAUGCUUCACUCUCUGUCAUCGCCCAGACCUUCAUGGAUGCCUGCACCAAGAGUGAGCAUAAACUUAGCCGGGACUCUCCAAGUAACAAACUACUCUAUGCAAAGGAGAUCUCCACCUAUAAGAAGAUGGUGGAUGAUUACUACAAGGGCAUUAGGCAGAUGGUACCCGUCAGUGACCAGGACAUGAACACUCAUCUGGCAGAGGUGUCACGGUCUCACACAGACAAACUGAACACACAAGUGGCUCUCCAUCAGCUUUACCAGUACGCCAGCAAAUACUAUGAUGGGAUCAUUGCAUCCCUGGACGAGGAUCCAGCUGCACAGAGUAAACAGCUGACCCUGCGGCUCCAGCAGAUAGCAGCCGCCCUGGAAAACAAAGUGACUGAUCUCUAACCCUCCGAGGGGAGGCAAGGAGGGAGGGAAGGGAAUAGGAGGGGACUGCCAGUGACUUACGGGGGCUUAUUUCUUCUUUUAGAGAAAAAAAAAAUGUAGAGAUAAGACUAGGUGAGAAGGGACUGAUGUGGGCGUGUGUAUCAUUCAACUUGGCUCUGGGACAAUUUUCUCCACUGUGGAGUUAACGGAGGCUAAUGAAAUGCAGAUGGAGAGUGAAAAGGAGAAGGAAAUGAUGGGUUACAUUGUCAUAGGUACGCCUUAAAGCUCACUUGCCAAACGUUAAAGGUCUGCGCGCUCACUCAUGCUUCACUGAAUAUUGCUCCCAGAAUGCAUUGCGGGAGACCUCUGUGAGAAUUAAGCCCCUCUGUGGAGCACUGGCACUGGAGAUAAUCAGAUGUUCAAUUUCUUUCUGUGUAGAAAAGGUUUUAAGAAUUGUAUUAUAUAUUUUUUUUAUCGUGCAGUCUUUAUGAGGAAAGCUUUAUAAGGAAAAAAAAUUAUCUUUUUAAAUGGAUCACCUUGUGGUGCGGAUAGUGUUUUUAUUAGCCUGUGUGUGCGCGUACAUGUCUGUGUGAAAUACAAUAUGUGAACAAGAGUGUGCGUUGCUGAAGUUGAGUGCAUGUUCACUAGGUUUGUGAUUGUGUGGUUGAAUAUGUGGGAAUGAGUGUGCACACACAGGAUGCCUACUGUCAGGCGUGAAGGCGGAAGGACGCCUGCUUUCUGUCAUGUUAAUCCCCCGUACCCAGUGACACACUGGAGCCUGCGCUCUAACCGAGCUGUUUGACGGCGACCAAAGGGUCCUGACAAGGACACUGGUUAAUCUAGCACUGGGCAGGCUCAGAUGAAUGACACGUCACCAGUAGUUUCAGAAACGUCUGAUUUAAUUCUUUUGCUUUAAACAAAGAUUUUCUUCAAGCCGCGUUGCAUUUGUGCUUGUGGAAGUCAAUAAUAGCACAGUCUGUGUCCCUUUAUUGUACAGUGCCAUGAUACAUUCCACUGCAACUAAAGCACAGAUGGACAUUUCAGAGGUUUUUAAGAUGUUUUAGUUAGCUUUUUGCUAAUAUUUUUAAUUGCUGUAAAUUUUUUUAAUUAAAUAUUUGUAUGUCAGCAAAAGGCAACUAUAUUCUGUCAUGGAGUUAUGUCACUCAUAUUAGCCCUGCAAUAAUGUCAGAAUACUAUGAGCCACAUUCGACAGUCACAUUAGCUCAUAAGUUGUAUUCACAUACGGUAGCGUUUCAGCAAUAUUUUAGAUUUUCCAAAUGACUGAUUAAUGCAUUGUUAGUAUUAUAAUUCUUUUCGUGCCACUUUUUAGUAUUACCUAUGUAACGUUCCAAAUAAUCAUCAAACAUUCUGCCUCUAAUGCUAUGAAAUAGCCUAUUGCUGAUGUUAAUAAUCUGCCAGAGAAGCAACUGGUACUAAUGGUAUAUAUUUGUCUUGAACAAACACAGUGGUUUUAGCUGUUGUAUUAAGUUGGAGAAGUGAGUCUCAAUCAUGUACGUAAUUGUUACUGUAAUUGGAAUAUUGAUAUGUCACUGUCGGAGCUGAGAGUUGACAGGGUAGGAAUGAGGGUUUGAUAUUUCUUGGUCCAUUAAAUGCCACUAUGUUUCAUCCCUAAAUUGUAGGUUUUGCUGUUGACAGAUGAUUUAAUUGUACUCCCUGUAUCUGAUCAUGGGUGUGUGUAGUUGACAGAGCAUAAAGAGCUCCAGAGACCCCAGAAUGUUAACGAUUCCUGCCUUGGCUAGAGAGAGGUUUGCACAGACCUCGAGCGUGCCUGCCUGCCUGCCUGCUGUCUCAGCAUGGCACCCUGGCAUCCCGACCAACAGCACUUGGCACUGCCCACUCAGCGCAGUGCAGAGUGGCACUCUGUAUAAUGGAAUCAGCAGGGGAGGCUUUUGAUCUUAAUUGCAUGCCGACUGCAGACUCCAUCCUUGUCUCCGCUGUUGUUUACUGCUGACUCCUCUCACUAACAGAGUUGAUGCAAGAAGCUUCUUUCAGAGCCUUUCUUUAACCAAAAAUGUGCCUUAUUGAAUAGGAUGAUACAUAUAUAUUGUUUCUAUAUUAUUCUAUUGGUAACCUAGGUGAAUAUGAUGAUGAUAGUGCUAUAGACACAGCAAUGUAUUUGGACUUGUGAUAUUAUGUGUGCUGUCUAAAAUGCUAGAUGCCCUGCUGCCACCAUUUGCGUGCCAAUAGGCUGAAGACAUUUCAGUAUGAUUUCUUUUAUGGUUGCAAUUUCGAUGUGUGCAUUUCUUUUGGGUGUCUGUGGCGUGUGCUUAGUAGGACUUUGGUGGCUAAGGCAAAAAGCCAAAAUGAAUAAAUGUAAAACAGUGGCCAGUGUGAUUUGGGUUUUCCAUGAAAAAUGUCUGACAUUCCUAAAUUAGUCAGAAGUCAAAAGGGUAUCCUUAUGUAGAUUGAAUAUAGCGCAAAUUGUUCUAAUGGUGUUUAUUUUUUGCCCUGUGUUUCUAAGCUAUUCCACAGUGUGUGCGAUAAAUUACUAUAUAUACUCGACAAAUGACCUUUCUUACUGCUGUGCAGUUAUUAUUUUUAUUUCUUGUUUCCUAUACCAUAUAAAUCUUUGUAAAACAUGUUGAAAUACUGUAUUCUAACUGUAUAAUCCUAUGCAUUAAGUCCUGGGACAAAAAAGAAAAAAAGAAAAAAUGUGCAGUUGUCGAGACUUUUUUCAAUUUUGAAACUUGUGAAUGUGCUGUAAUGAUAAAACAAACUGGGACACUCCAUUUUCAGAACAGGACCAUUGGUGGAAGCCAACGUUUCCUCCCCAUCCAAGGCAGCUCAGAAGAAUUUGAUCAUGUACCUGAUCUGGUUGUACUGGAUGACGUCAAUUUUACAAAGGUUGUGUGUGGACGGAGCGGUUACCGACAGUUUCAUCACUCACUCCUCCGUGAAUAAACUCAGACACCUAUUCGCCCUUCGA